Molecule: messenger RNA, 805 nt
Organism: Corylus avellana
Lineage: Eukaryota; Viridiplantae; Streptophyta; Magnoliopsida; Fagales; Betulaceae
Source: RefSeq, a predicted model, not a curated record
AACAAAUUAACCUCGUUCGCAGUCUGCAGAGUCCCAACCUUGAAAGAGACACGCCAAGCAUCCCAUAAUUUGUCGUCUCUGGGAGCAUGGCGGUCACUGCAACAAAUAUGGCUAUUGUCGUGGGUGCACUCGGGGUUGUCUCUUUCAUAUUGGGCAUUGUAGCCGAAACUAAGAAGCCUGCAGCCGGAACCCCAAUACCCGGUAAAGGUGUGGUGAUUUGCCAGUACCCAGCGAGCCCGACAAUUGCCUUGGGAUAUCUCUCACUUGCGUUUCUUGUAGCUUCUACCGUCGUUGGCUACUUGUCACUCUUUUACCCUUACAAAGGCAAAUCCGUUCCAAAUUCCUCGCUCUUCAAAAGCUCUACCUUCACCGUCUUCUUUAACAUUUCUUUGUUUACAACUGGUCUAGGGGCAACAUUUCUGUUAUGGCCUACCAUUGAAGAACAACUUCACCUUUCACGCAAUGUGCAUCACAAUCUGGAAACAGAUUGCCCCACUGCUAAAACAGGCCUCCUGGGUGGUGGGGCUUUUGCGUCCCUUGACGCAGCUCUCUUCUGGUUAGUUACCCUUAUGCUAGCUAUCAAUGCACGAGAUGACUUCUUUGAUGACAUCGAUGAGGACUCCGUCAACGCUGAUCAUUCCAACGUUAUGUCAAGGUAUAUAUGAUGGUGAUGGUGAUGAUGAUGAUGUUGUGAUGUGGGUGUCAUUGAUGCUUGAAAACCAAGUAAUCGUGUCAUUGAUGCUUGUACAGCAGGCUGGGGGAUGGGUUAGUUGUCGUAAGGAAGCUAGUGGAUCUGUGACUUUCA